AUGGCUGUCGACACGAUUGUUUCCCAGCCAAGUCUGGUGGCGGCCUUGCAAAUAUCCGACCAAGCACGCGACCAGGCUCACACACUUCUUCGCCUGGCAGACGAGGCCAGUGACUCUCAUACCUCAGCCGAGUCACAGGCCGAGAUUGCCAAGCAGCAGAAGCAUUUGUUUACUAGCAUAUCGCAACUUCGCGGUCUACAUCGGGACGCUUGCAUCUCUGCCCGCGAAACUAAAGCCCAGACUGCCGAAGCCCGUCAAGAGGUCGACCGUCUGCAUCUUCAGCUGCAGAACCUUUACUAUGAGCAGCGACAUCUUCAAGGCGAGAUAUCGGCUUGCGAAUCAUACGACCACAAAUACCAGCAACUGCCCCUUAUUCCUGUCGAUGAAUUCCUGGCCCAACACCCCGAACAUGCCGAUGACGACGAUGAUGAGCUCAUGGUGGCGAGAAUUGACCAUGAACGCACAGAGCGUGAGGCUCUAGAACAGCAACGUCAAGAGUUGCUGAAACGAAAGCAAAAACUCAUCGCAGAGAAUAAGAGGCGAAAGGACGACUUGGCUAACUUGGACCAAGACCUUGAAAAAUUUAUCGAUGUAAGUGAUGUUGCUAUUCUCGUUACACUGGAUCGUCUCUGGAAUGUCGCCAACGCUUUACACCAGGCCGCGAAACCAAUUUUGGAGCUUUUUGAGAAGGCACCCUGA
This is a messenger RNA of Metarhizium brunneum ARSEF 3297, 699 nucleotides long. It is a transcript of the gene thoc5-a, whose product is annotated as THO complex subunit 5 A. Gene Ontology annotation, molecular function: mRNA binding. NCBI's taxonomy places the organism in Eukaryota, Fungi, Ascomycota, Sordariomycetes, Hypocreales, Clavicipitaceae. Gene Ontology annotation, biological process: positive regulation of DNA-templated transcription, elongation; mRNA export from nucleus. Gene Ontology annotation, cellular component: THO complex part of transcription export complex. The record is from RefSeq and is a predicted model, not a curated record.